CGGCCAUGCUGGGUGGGGGUGGGCUUGCAGCCAGGAGACGUCACCGCGCAUCCGGGUCUCGGGUCUCCGCUCUCUUCUCGGUCUCCGUCUCUUCGCGUCCCCCAUGGCCGCCCCGCUCAAGGACGGGAAGCUACCCACGACGGAGCGGGCGGUGAAGGCGGUGCCGUUCCCCCCUUCACGCUGCCUCUCCGCGCGGGAGCUCUUUGAUGAGGCGACCUCGGCCCCACGCCUGGAGGUGCUGCGCUCGCACCUCCUGCGCGAGGGCCGCGUGGAGGAGGAGGCGGCCAUCCUCAUCCUCAAGCGCGGGGCCGAUGUGCUCCGCGCGGAGCCCACGGUGCUCGACAUCGCCGCCCCGCUCACUGUGUGUGGAGAUGUCCAUGGGCAGUUCUAUGACCUAAUGAAGUUGUUUGAGGUGGGAGGCUCCCCGGCUCAGACGCGGUACCUGUUCCUGGGAGACUACGUGGACCGUGGAUACUUUAGCAUCGAGUGCGUGCUGUAUCUCUGGGCGCUGAAGAUUCUCUACCCUGGAAGCCUCUUUCUGCUCCGCGGGAACCACGAGUGUCGCCACCUCACAGAGUACUUCACCUUCAAGCAAGAGUGCCGUAUCAAGUAUUCUGACCGCGUGUACGAUGCCUGCAUGGAGGCGUUUGACUGCCUCCCGCUGGCGGCGGUGAUGAAUCAGCAGUUCCUCUGCGUCCACGGGGGGCUCUCCCCGGAGCUCCACACCCUCGACCAGAUCCGCAGGCUGGACAGGUUCCGAGAGCCUCCGGCCUACGGCCCGGUCUGCGACCUCCUGUGGUCGGAUCCCCUCGAGGACUUUGGGAGCGAGAAGACCCAGGAGCAUUUCACCUACAACAGCGUGCGUGGGUGCUCCUACUUCUACAGCUACCCGGCCGUGUGCGAGUUCCUGCAGAACAACGGACUCCUGUGCGUGAUCCGUGCCCAUGAAGCACAAGAUGCAGGAUACCGGAUGUACCGUAAGAGUCAGACAACCGGAUUUCCGUCUCUCAUUACCAUCUUCUCCGCUCCCAACUACCUCGAUGUCUACAACAACAAGGCGGCUAUCCUCAAGUAUGAGAACAACGUGAUGAAUAUUCGCCAGUUCAAUUGCUCGCCGCACCCGUAUUGGCUGCCCAACUUCAUGGACGUUUUCACGUGGUCCCUGCCAUUCGUGGGAGAAAAGGUCACGGAGAUGUUGGUGAACGUGUUGAAUAUCUGCUCGGACCACGAGCUGGAGGCAGAGGGAGAUGAGAUUGACGGGGCCUCCGCGGCUGCAAGGAAGGAAGUCAUUCGCAACAAAAUCCGCGCCAUCGGCAAGAUGGCGAAAAUCUUCUCUGUGCUGAGGGAGGAGAGUGAAACAGUUCUGGCUCUCAAGGGUCUCGCGCCAUCAGGAAUGCUGCCCAGCGGCCUCCUGUCCGGAGACAGGGAGAUGCUGCAGAACGCCGCCAUGGAAGCUUCCGGUGGUGGAAAAGACGCCGGGGGGGUCCCUGGCUCCGUGUCGGGGGGCGGGGGCCGUGGCUUCUGCACGAGGAUCAGCUCCUUCGAGGAGGCAAAGGGCCUUGACCGGGUGAACGAGCGCAUGCCACCACGCAGGGUCGGCGCGCCCCCCACCACCACCACCGCCGCCGAGUCCCCCCCAACCCCCACCGAGCCCCCCCCCACCCUGCCCAGUGUCGUUGUCGCCACGGAGACCCCUGCGGGGGGGCACGAGGAAGGGGGGGAGGAGGGGCCCCCGGCAACCACGGGGGGAGCGACGGACGUGUGAGUCUG
Messenger RNA from Petromyzon marinus (sea lamprey), 1770 nucleotides. Its product is annotated as protein phosphatase 3 catalytic subunit alpha-like. Gene Ontology annotation, molecular function: calmodulin-dependent protein phosphatase activity. Gene Ontology annotation, biological process: calcineurin-mediated signaling. Lineage: Eukaryota; Metazoa; Chordata; Hyperoartia; Petromyzontiformes; Petromyzontidae. The record is from RefSeq and is a predicted model, not a curated record.